UGGACUCCUUCGAUUCUGUUACACAGAAUAACACCAUACUGCGGGAAACAGACUUCCACCUGGCUUCUCAACAAAAUGGUGCCCACGGCAUAUGUGCUUCUUUCUGAGCUCCCUGAAGCCGGUGCGCACACAGGUAGGACCUCACGCCUACUUUACUGCGUACAGCAGCGGAAGAAGGAAGCCGCCCCAAUCGGCGAUCACAUUCUGCUUAGGUCUGACCACCGCUAGUGGGCGUCAGCCUUCCACGGUAUGCUACAACAGUAUCACAGCACUGGCAGUCUCAGGAUCAACAGUAAAUGGUUAAUAAUAAUGCUUUGAUUGGAGCCAUAUCAGCCCCCCAUAUGCAGACUGGAGAUCAGCCUCUUGUCCCCCACUGUCGCUGGAGGGCGUUCGACAGAAGCUGCGAGAUGGCGGCCAGCUUGUUGUCAAUUCUACAAGAUUCCGUGGCGGUGAUUUGCUCCGCUGGCCUUGGCGGCCUCUUGGUAUCCGCCUUGGACCGGUCUUGGGUUACUUUGACCAGUUUGGCUCCGUCGCCUAGAACCAUCGCCUCGAUCCACCGACUGUCUGUCGCCUUGUUGAAGUUGUUGUCUGCUACGAUAUGGCAAAAUCUAACUUGGAAAUUCCUCGGGGCUCCACAAUGUGCGCCGGGGAUAUUGGCACAAAUGCUUGUGACACUGCUCCCGCCCUCUAGAUUGCGCCACAGGCGUAAGCCAACAAGAUCGACUCUGAUCAUCUUGUGAUACUGGGUGGUGAUAGCCGGACAAACGACCGCCAUGAAUCGUCGCGGUGGCUCGACUUUCACAGCGCUGGCCGCAAAAGCAAUGCACUAAUGUUGAAUAGUAACACAGUCAAAGAUGCCGAUCAGCCUUGCGUCUGACGGCCUCUUGACCAUUCCCUUAUGUGUCAUGUCAUGCGUGGGCGGAGUAGUAUCGUCGCUCACAGGGUCUUGAAGAGAGAGACACAGACCCUGGCCACCGCACAUGGCCUUAGCUGUACCGCUUCCCCCGGCUUUCCCUCCACUGGAGGAUUAGUAGAAACUGGCCCUCUUGUCACUUGCCCUUCUUUUUCCUCCUCCUCUUUCCUACAUUUCUUACCACGCACUGAUCGAACGGGUUGGUCGACGACCAUCAGGCAAUCACGAUGACCGCCGUUCACCACAGCCCCAGUCUUUCCGCAUCCGCAGACGAUCCGGAAAAACUCGAAUACACAUCGACUGGACCUCACACUGUGCCCGUCACUACCGGUCACAUCCAUGGCGUCGAGUAUCAAGAUGGUACGAGGCUGCAUCGAGGCCUCAAGGCCCGGCACAUCACCAUGAUAGCUAUCGGAGGUGCCAUCGGUACUGGAUUGAUCAUUGGGACUGGGCAGGCUCUGGCACGAGCAGGACCAGGGUCCAUCUUCAUCUCGUACACCGUCGUCGGGUUCCUCGUGUAUCUGGUGAUGUGCGCCUUGGGAGAAAUGGCCGCCUGGCUGCCUCUGUCUUCCGGGUUUACAGGUUAUGCGGUGCGAUUCUGCGACCCAGCGCUUGGAUUUGCCCUCGGAUGGACAUACUGGUUCAAAUACAUCAUCGUAACACCCAACCAACUAACAGCCGGCGCACUGAUCAUCCAAUACUGGGUCGACCGCGAAAAGGUGAACCCGGGAGUAUGGAUCGCCGUGUUCUGGGUAGCAAUCGUCUUCAUCAACUACUUCGGGAUUCGAUUCUUCGGCGAACUUGAAUUCUGGCUGUCCACACUCAAAGUAAUCGUCAUCGUCGGGAUCAUAAUACUAUCUCUCGUGCUCGCACUCGGCGGCGGACCAGACCACGACCGCAAAGGGUUCCGAUACUGGAGCGAACCGGGCGCAUUCGCCGAAUACAUCGACGAUGGGGCGACGGGCAAAUUUCUCGCAUUUUGGUCGACAAUGGUGACAGCGACAUUCGCCUAUCUGGGAACAGAACUCGUAGGCGUGACAGUCGGCGAAGCCCAGAACCCACGCAAAACAAUCCCACGCGCAAUCAAGCUGACCUUCUACCGAAUCCUGUUCUUCUACUGUCUCAGCGUGCUACUUUUGGGAAUGCUGGUCCCCUACAACUCCGAACAACUUGCCUUCGCAACCAAGGCGUCCAACUCGGCAUCCGCAUCCCCAUUUGUGGUCGCGAUCAAACUUGCAGGCAUUAAUGCUUUACCCGGAAUCAUCAACGGCUGUAUAUUGUUGUUCGUGUUUUCAGCCUCCAACUCCGACCUCUACAUCGCCAGCCGGACGAUUUACGGCCUUGCAUCCGAGGGAAAAGCGCCCAAACUGUUCCGCCGUACCGAUUCGCGCGGCGUGCCUGUGUACGCGCUCGCCAUCUCCGCCGCAUUCGCAUUGCUUGCAUUCAUGAAUGUCAGCGACGACUCAAAGACCGUGUUCGGAUACUUUGUCAACCUGGUCACGAUUUUCGGUCUGUUGACUUGGAUUUCCAUUCUCGUGGCACACAUCUAUUUUGUGCGCGCAAGGCGUGCGCAGAACGUGCCUGACUCAGCACUGGCGUUUACUGCCCCCUUGGGCGCCGCGGGAUCGUAUGGAGCGCUCGCGCUGUGCAUUUUGAUCGCGCUGACGAAGAACUUCCCUGUGUUUACGCACUCGAAAUCCUGGGGCGACUUUGAUUACAAGAACUUCAUCACCGGGUAUCUUGGGAUUCCGCUUUAUAUCAUUAUGAUCUUCGGGUACAAGUUCAUCAUGAAGACGAAGACGGUUUCGCCUGAGACGGCUGAUCUGUGGUCGGGGAAGGAUAUUAUUGAUCGUGAGGAGGAGGAGUUUGUGGCUGCACAGCGGGCAAAGGAGGCCGAGCGCACCAAGAACGGUGGCAAACCGAGGGGUUGGUUCUAUCGCACUUUUGUGUCAUGGUUGUUCUAGAGAAAGAGUUCGAAUGUCUGGCUCUUUUCUUUUUUUCUGCAUGCCUCCUCCACAAUACAGUAUGACAGUGCAUGCUUCAUGUGAUGCGUUUGUUUCACCUCAGCCAGAAGAACGAGGGUUAGUAAAAAUUGAUAUUAGCUAUGAAUGAUCAUCUUGAUGACUCGGACUGACUACAAA
Messenger RNA from Exophiala dermatitidis NIH/UT8656, 3054 nucleotides. Its product is annotated as AAT family amino acid transporter. NCBI's taxonomy places the organism in Eukaryota, Fungi, Ascomycota, Eurotiomycetes, Chaetothyriales, Herpotrichiellaceae. Bases 1141 to 2877 code for a protein of 578 amino acids. The transcript has 3 exons. Gene Ontology annotation, cellular component: membrane. Gene Ontology annotation, biological process: amino acid transmembrane transport. Gene Ontology annotation, molecular function: amino acid transmembrane transporter activity. The record is from RefSeq and is a predicted model, not a curated record.